Meleagris gallopavo (turkey) is the source of this 471-nucleotide messenger RNA. The record is from RefSeq and is a predicted model, not a curated record. NCBI's taxonomy places the organism in Eukaryota, Metazoa, Chordata, Aves, Galliformes, Phasianidae.
UAUUGCCUUUCAUGUUUUUACCUUUUAGGCACUGACAACUGUAGCUUGAAAAACAUAACUGAAGAAAUGGGAACCAGUAGUAAUGAUGAAUUAUCAGUGAAUGCCACAAGUGGGAACAGGAGAUUAUCAGAGGAUGUGUCACUAUCUGGCAGGGCAACGAGUGAUCAGAACAGUGUAGCACAGCCCAGUGCGGUGCUUGAUGUCAAGGCAGAGUAUGUUGGUGUAACUUCUGUCAACUUAACCUGGACAGUGAAUGACACAGCUUCAAACUCCUACAGAUACAGAAUAGAGGUUAGAAAUGGGCCCUCCAUCAACAAUGAGACAUCAAAUAACACAGAAACUGAAAUUACUGGGUUAACCCCUGGGACGCCGUACACUUUCACAGUCUUUGCAGUAGCAGCUGAUGGUGAGACGGAAGGAGAAGGAACAUCCAUAAGCCUGUAUACAAGUAAGUGACAGUUUCUUGCGGAU